Molecule: messenger RNA, 2373 nt
Organism: Mastomys coucha (southern multimammate mouse)
Lineage: Eukaryota; Metazoa; Chordata; Mammalia; Rodentia; Muridae
Gene: Akr1e2
Product: aldo-keto reductase family 1 member E2
Exons: 10
Coding region: 216-980 (254 amino acids)
Cellular component (GO): cytosol
Molecular function (GO): aldose reductase (NADPH) activity
Source: RefSeq, a predicted model, not a curated record
CAGCCAAUCAGAGCACCAAGCGAUCUCUCUAUCAGCCAAUUAGAGUGCCAGAACUCCAGCCAAUUAUGGCAUUACCCUGAGCGCCCUGGACUGCUCUGUCACCUUCGGUGUAGGCCUCUCCAGGAGAAGUGAUCGAUGCGGUUAAGGUGGCUAUCAACCUGGGCUACCGGCACUUUGAUUGCGCCUACUUAUACCACAAUGAGAGCGAGGUUGGAAUGGGAAUCAAUGAGAAGAUCAGGGAGGGCGUGGUAAAGAGAGAUGAGCUGUUUGUUGUCAGUAAGCUGUGGUGUACCUGCCACAAGAAGUCUUUGGUGAGAACAGCAUGCAUCAAUUCCCUGGCAGCCUUAAACUUGAAUUACCUGGACCUCUACCUCAUACACUGGCCCAUGGGUUUCAAGCCUGGGGAAAAAGAUGUCCCUUUGGAUCACAGUGGCAAGGUCAUACCCAGUCACACCAGCUUUCUGGACACUUGGGAGGCCAUGGAGGAUCUGGUGAUUGAGGGUCUGGUGAAGAAUAUUGGGGUGUCCAACUUUAACCAUGAACAGCUUGAGAGACUUUUGGAUAAGCCUGAUUUGAGAAUCAGGCCGAUAACUAACCAGAUUGAAUGCCAUCCAUAUCUUAAUCAAAAGAACCUGAUUGAUUUUUGCCAUAAAAGAAAUGUGUCUGUGACCGCUUACCGUCCCCUUGGUGGCUCAAGAGAUGGAGUUCACUUGAUGGAUGAUAUCAUCAUUAGGAGGAUUGCAAAGAAGCAUGGGAAGUCUCCUGCUCAGAUUUUGAUCCGAUUUCAGAUCCAAAGGAAUUUGAUAGUGAUUCCCAAAUCUGUCACCCCAAGUCGGAUUAGAGAAAAUAUCCAGGUAUUUGAUUUUGAAUUAACUGAAAAAGAUAUGGAGGAACUCCUCAGCCUAGACAAGAACCUCCGUCUGGCCACAUUCCCUACAACUGAAAAUCACAAGGACUAUCCAUUCCACAUAGAGUACUGAAGACAGCUUCACUUGCCGUCUUUUCUGCUCAGCAGAAACAGGUCACCAAGCUCAGAGCACUGAUCCACCACUGCAGAGGCCAAGUGGUCCCUCUGUGGCCACAGCACCAGCCACUGCCACAGCCAAGAUUGGCACCAGUGUUGGAAUAAGGAAGAUCCUGCCUGGAACAGGACCAGUUCAGAGAAAAAUAAAGAUCUAGGGAUGAGAAAGGGAAGGACCAUGGGGUCUGUGGCUGCUUCCAAGUUGUUAGGGAUAGCCAAGCACAAAGAGUAAUGUAAUUGAUGUCAGUGGGUCCCAAUCUUUGUGGCUUCUGUUUUUGGAAGUGAGAUGCUGAUUGCUCAUGAGUGAAAAUUACUUUCACAUUUUAAGGAAACCUGCUUGACAGAAGUGUUUGAAUAACAUGGAAGAUUUGAGAAGUUAGUACAAUUAGUAUCCAUGAGUUGACUGCAGUAAGUACCAGCCUGAGCCCAAUUUUGUACUCUGCCCUCCCAGAGUAAAAAAUUUAUUUUAACAAUUUUCUAGAUGAUUUCAAAGCCAAAUCUUCCAGCACUUAAAAGAAGAAAAGGCUCUCAAGCUGAGGCCCCAGCUCAGACAAAAUGUGUUUAUAUUUUUCUUACUUAAAAACUUUUGGGGGCGGGGAAUGUGUGUGCAUCUUCACAUAUGUAUGCAGGUGAACAUGCAUGUGCAUGCCUAUAGAGGCUAACUUCUCAAAAGAAGAGAAGGGAUCUCCUUGUGUGGGUCCCAGAAAGAGAUUUGCUGCAGAAAGACAUUUGCUUAUGAUGCAAGAACCUCAUGUGAAACUUGUCAGGGCAGUGUGGGUGGAACUGGAGUUGGAGGUCCUGGCAGGCUCUCUACAAAGUCCACUGAAAAUCUAUCACCUGCAUUUUAUAAAGCAGACCUGACUCCUCCUCAGCCUCACGACAAUGAAUAUUUAUUUUUGCCAUAGUCACAACUCCUUAUCAUUAAUUUUGUGAAAUUUAGUUAGCUCCUAAUCUUUGAAUUUUUCUUAAAAAUGGCAUCGUACACAUAAAACACUGGAUGUAAUCAUUAGCAAGUAAUAGCCUCUGUGGGGGGUGCAUGUGAGUAUACCUGGAAGUUACAUAUUGUUGUAUUUCCUAGAAUCUAAUCAGGACAUAUCUAACCAUAAUAUUUUGCAUGGCUCUGGUUACUUAUACAGAAAACACUGCCAAUUUGGAAAGUUUUUCUUAAUCAUAAUUCAUAUUGUGUGAAUCAUUACUUCCUACUCUACUGCCAUGCAAAUGAGGAUGGAAUUCCACAAAACUGAUGGUCCAGAACUUGUUCCUGUCUAUAUUAUGAGUUAUAACAUAUCACCUUUCUUCCCUAGCUAUAUCUUAGUUGAAUUAAAGAAACUAUGGAGCCCUAGGCCUCCAUG